UCUUUGUAGAUCCAGUUAAGAUUUCUCUUCAGAAAACAGGUUUCUUUCUUUGUAGAUCCAGUUAAGAUUUCUCUUCAGAAAACAGGUUUCUUUGUAGAUCCAGUUAAGAUUUCUCUUCAGAAAACAGGUUUCUUUGUAGAUCCAGUUAAGAUUUCUCUUCAGAAAACAGGUAGCAGCUAAGAUGUCUAUAUUUAAAGAGAGAAGUCAUCUGCGAUCAAGUGAGAGGGAAAUUGAACCUGGAUAUGGCUUCGAGUACCAGGUAAGAUGCCCAUAUUUAAAGAGAGAGGGAAGUCAACCACAACGUUUACCUGAUCUAGUGUGAUGUUCAUCGGAGCAGCGGAUCCUGUCGAUGGAAAUCACAACUGGUAAAGACUUAUUAUUAUUAUUAUUAUUGUUGUAAGAUUUUUUUUUUUUAAUAAGUUACAAUUUUGGGGAGGGGAUUCAAACCCAGCCCACGUACUAGGAUGCACCAUACAAUAUGGUUUGUAGUCAUUGGGCUUAGAAUGCUAGGUGUCAUUAAAUUCUGGCCCUCGUCCCCUAACAAUAUUCCUUUUUAGAUGUUAUAGUUAAAAUAUUAAAUUAAUAUUAAACAGCCUAUAUAAUUGCCCAACUUGUGAAAAUUAGACUUUUUGAAACUUUUCUAUCUCCUACCAUGUCUCGAUCGCUCUUCAUUAUGCAUCUCCUAAUCUACCUUUUCGUGUUUAUCUUACCCAACAACAUCGUAACAAUCUCUUCCCAAGGUGAGAUUUUAAUCUGCGGUCUCUCCAUAAUUUCUUUGUUUCACAAGUCAAUUGCAGAAUUGGGGUUUACAGCGAAGAAUUAGGUUUUGGCUGGGUUAGGGUUUUGGGUCAGUUAUAGAUUUUGUUAUAAUAUAUUAAAAAUUAGUUUUAAGUUGGUGGAAUCUGACUCUAGAUCUUUUGUUUAAGAGAUUUUUGGGUAUUAAAAUUUUGUUUAGAAAUAUUUGGAUUUUUGGGUACGUGAACGGUAGUGAGUUUUGGUUUUAUACUUGAAUCUUGUGUGAAUUUUAUUGGUUAAUUACUUGCUAUUGUUGUUUUGAUAUUUCUUUAUCUAUUUAUGUGAAGAAUUUUGGAAAUUUCAUGAUAAAGCAAAAAUUCUCUCUCCCCAUCCCUCCACUCCUUGAAGGGCUUUUCCUUCAAGCCAAACAAACUUGUCUGCACGACAUUUAUUCGAUUGCAUAAACUACCUGUUUGACUAGGGUCUCAUCGUUGCCAAUUUAAAGCACCUGGUGCGGGAUGUACUUCGGUUGACAUAUGUUUGCCCAAUUGUAAAAGUUGUCUGGGGCGUUUUCCUCACGUAACAUCAAUAUGUGUCUUAUCAAGCAAUACAUGCAUUUGCACUGGUUGGAAAGGUGAACUUAUGGAAUCAGAGACCAAGGUAAGAGAUUCCAUCAUUUCUUGAAUAACUUGCAGCUUUCAGUCUACACCUUGUAUAAUUAUUUUAGUUAGCCAAUGGACCAAAAAUUUUCUUUGUUCUUGGCAGGCAGAUAUCAACAAUAGUCGCAAAUUUGACAAUGGUAAAUUCCUUGCUAUCUGGUAUUAGAUUUUGAGUACACAUGACUGUUGAGCUUUAUUUUUGAAGAAAUUAGAAGUAGUUCACUGUUAAUGAUUUUAAGUUGUGCAAUUCAGUGCUGUUUGGAUUGUAUACUACGUUUAAUAAAAAUUCAGACAGAUAAAGAAAGAGAGAUUCCUAGAGAAUGAAUUAACAAAUACUAAUAAUAGGCAGCAACUUGUUAGAUAAUCAUGAUCUCAAAACUACUAAGGGUGAUAAAACUACAAAAUUUCU
Molecule: messenger RNA, 1803 nt
Organism: Rubroshorea leprosula
Lineage: Eukaryota; Viridiplantae; Streptophyta; Magnoliopsida; Malvales; Dipterocarpaceae
Source: the annotation of a GenBank genome assembly